Molecule: messenger RNA, 1146 nt
Organism: Pararge aegeria (speckled wood butterfly)
Lineage: Eukaryota; Metazoa; Arthropoda; Insecta; Lepidoptera; Nymphalidae
Product: chitin deacetylase 8-like
Exons: 6
Coding region: 1-1146 (381 amino acids)
Biological process (GO): carbohydrate metabolic process
Molecular function (GO): hydrolase activity, acting on carbon-nitrogen (but not peptide) bonds
Source: RefSeq, a predicted model, not a curated record
AUGAAGUUUGUCCUUACUGUGAUAUCGGUGGUGUCGGCUUUUGCCUACGUCCAGGCAAAUUUGCCGGCCGCUGCGCCUUGCAACGAGACAUUAUGUUCAUUACCACACUGCAGAUGUUCAACUACAAAUAUACCCGGAGGGUUAGCACCCAACAAUACACCCCAGUUUGUCCUCCUCACUUUCGAUGAUGGAGUUAACGUAAACAACAUUAUACUAUACCGUCAACUUCUCCGUAACCGGGUCAACUCGAAUAGAUGCCGUGCUGCAGCUACAUUCUUUGUAACGCACGAAUACACGGACUACACAUUGGUAAACGAACUGUACAAUGAAGGUCACGAAAUCGCUCUCCACUCAAUCUCCCAUCAAGUUUCAAUGGAGUACUGGAGAGAUGCUAACGUCAAUACCAUGAUGAGAGAGAUCGGGGAUCAAAGAAGUCAAGUGGCUCACUUUGCUAACAUUCCCGUUAACACUGUCCAUGGUGUCCGCUUGCCAUUCCUUCAAAUGUCUGGGAAUUCCUCAUUCCAAAUGAUGGCGAGCUCCGGUCUUACGUACGAUUCUAGUUGGCCUACAAACAAAUACCUAGAUCCUGGUCUUUGGCCUUAUACUCUCAACUUUAGAUCAACUCAAGACUGCAUAAUCCCUCCGUGCCCCACUGGAUCCAUUCCCGGUCCAUGGGUCAUUCCCAUGGUAAGCUGGAUUGAUUUGCAAGGAUUACCUUGCGCCAUGGUUGAUACUUGUUACCACCACCCCCACGGUGCUGAUGAAGAGGGCUGGUACCGAUUCAUCCUACAGAACUUCGAAAGGCACUACAACGGCAACCGUGCACCUUUCGGCUUCUACGUCCACGAAUGGUUCGUCCGCGUUAACCCAGGCCUUAGGUUUGCACUGGAGCGCUUUUUGAACAUGAUUAAUAACCUCAACGAUGCUUUCAUGGUUAAUGCUAAAGAAGUUACCGACUGGGUCCAGAACCCAGUCUCAGUGAACGUAUACCGCCAGAGAUCUUGCAGGAACCCCUUGCGAACGCAGUGCAGUCCCAAUUUCUGCGGACCUCUACGUUCUCCUAUCGCCGAUAAAAACUACUACAUGCAGAUUUGCACAAGAUGUCCCCGUGUCUACCCAUGGGUAAACAACCCCCUCGGACUAUAA